AUGGGUGUGCACUCGCAGAGUGUGUUGCUUGGGGCUCAGGCGAAAAAUGAGAUUAUCAGACCCCGUGCCAGCACACCGGGUGAACACCUGGGUGCUGCAGCGCUGGCUCCAUCCUCAGGGGUCCCAUCAAGCGUUCACACAGGUGGUUCAUUGGGGGGGAAUUCUCGGCCAGAUCAAGCGCCGCCGCCAGCCGAUCCACCCAUAAGGGCAGAGGUGAAAGGAGGAAGCAUCGCAUCUAGCGGUCUUAUGUCUUCGCCUGGUGCACGGCUUGAGGAGUCUGCCUCUGCGACUUCGGGAGUGGCAGGAGCCACGGGGCGGCGGCGCUUACUGGACAGCGAUGACGACUCCCCCAUGAGGCCCAGAGGGACGAAGAAGAGCAGGCUGGUCUCCGACAGCUCAGACGACGAGGUGGUCUUGGGUAAAAUGCAUAUUGCGUCUUGUCCUCAGUCUGCGUCAGCUCCUGCUGGGGGCUCUAAGCCCCCAAAACCACAAAGCGGAGCGGCGAAGGUCCCGGCGCAGCCGGUUAAACGCACACUUCCAGCACCGAGUAGGCGCUCCAGUGGUAGCGGAAGCAGCAGGGAAAGUAGCAGUAGUGGGAGCGACAGCAGCAACAGCAGCGGGAGCGGCAGCGACAGCAGCAACGACAGCAGCAGCGACAGCAGCAGCGACAGCAGCAGCAGCGACAGUAGCAGUGGAGAGGAGUCUGAUACGCGUUCCACCAGCAGGCCCAAAUCGCGGGCGUCUUCUGGUAGUAAGAAGCCAGCAGUUAAAAAAGACGUUGCCAGGGCUAAGCAUACAAAGACAGGCCAAGUAAAGCUGCGAAGUGCUCGUCAGCCUGCAACUGUAAGAAAAGGCGGGGACAAUGGAGACAGCGACGAGGACGGACAAGAAAACGAAAUAAGCAUGGGGGCCUUCGACCCAAAAAAGAGAAACUCUAAGGACAGACUUGUAGCUCAGUUCCUGAGGCGAUGGUGGUACGCCUGGCCGCAGUGGCCUCCAGAGGAUUUUGACUAUUCGAAGGAGCUGGAGAAGCGAAAGCUGAAGUGGGUUUCUCUUGAAGAGUACGAAGAUCUAGACGACGUUGACAAGGGCGGAUAUACAAAAGUCUACCAGAUAUCUGCCUUUCCAGGUGUGUUCAGGGACCCAAACGGCAAUGCGAUUGACUUGCGCCCCCAGGAAGGUCGUCCGUGCUACAGGAAUGUGAAGCAGCUCUCGGAGCUUGAGUUGCUUCAGCUUAUUGCUAAGGCUAUCAAGGGCCAAAUGGCCGCUUUACAGUCCUCGGCGUUUGAGGAGACCUCCAUUGAGCGUGCGCUGCAAUCGGAACUGGAAGAGGUUGAGUCCGAGUUGAAGCAAAUGCAAAGGCGAAUGGACGCAGCCAAGGGCCGCGCCUAG
Messenger RNA from Cyclospora cayetanensis, 1392 nucleotides. Its product is annotated as suppressor protein SRP40. The transcript is spliced from 5 exons. Bases 1 to 1392 code for a protein of 463 amino acids. The record is from RefSeq and is a predicted model, not a curated record. NCBI's taxonomy places the organism in Eukaryota, Apicomplexa, Conoidasida, Eucoccidiorida, Eimeriidae.